Molecule: messenger RNA, 1029 nt
Organism: Musca vetustissima
Lineage: Eukaryota; Metazoa; Arthropoda; Insecta; Diptera; Muscidae
Product: nucleoside hydrolase-like
Molecular function (GO): hydrolase activity, hydrolyzing N-glycosyl compounds
Source: RefSeq, a predicted model, not a curated record
AUGGAAGAAAACUAUGUGAUAUUUGAUUGUGAUAUCGGUAACGAUGAUGCCUGGGCCUUGAUAAUGUUAAUCAAGGCAGAGAAGUUGUUGAAGGAUUUGGCUCUCAAGGGGAAGAGAGUUAAUGGUGCAGUGAAGCCUUUUAAGAUACUUGGUGUGACUUGUGUGCGGGGUAAUACUGAUGUGGAUAAUGGUGUGGAGAAUGCGUUGAGGGUUUUGGAUGCAGUCGAUCGUUUGGAUAUACCUGUCUAUAGAGGUUGCGAUCAUUCUAUAAUACCGCCCAACUUCGAACAUAAGCAUUUUCAUGGUCUAGAUGGUUUUGGAGAUGUUGCAAAUUUACCGUAUGUGACAAAGGUCCAGGCUCGAACUGAACAUGCUGUGAACAUGAUGUACUCCAGUGUUUGUAAGCAUCCAAAUCAAAUCGAUUUCAUAUUGGUUGGGCCCCUAACCAAUUUUGCUGUUUGCAUUAAUAUGUACGGAAAAGAGUUUUUGGACAAGGUGCGGAAUAGAUAUCCGGGUGGAAAUUACAGAGGCAAGGGAAAUGUAACGAAAAGUGCUGAAUUCAAUUUUCGCCUGGAUCCAGAGGCUGCCCACAUUGUCUUUGAAAGUGUCAACAAACCAAUGAUGGUGGUGCCGUGGGAAACCUGUAUCGAUGGUGAAAUGAAUUAUGAUGCUGAUUGGCGUUUUGAAGUGCUAUCCAAGGUUGAUUCAAAAGUCAUGCAUUUAAUGAACACUGUGGAGAAUUCCUUCCUACGCCCCCUGGAUUAUGCGAAAUGGAUUAUUUGUGAUGCUGUCUUGGUUGCUGCCUUCCUAUUUCCGGAAUUCAUAAUCAGUAGGAGUCGUCUAUAUCAUGCAACGGUGGAAUUGGUGGGACAACAUACAUGUGGCCAAAUGGUCCUCGACCACAAGCGAAAGGAUGAAGGCAAUGCAAAUGUGAUUAUGUCGGUACAUACAGAUAAUUAUAGAGAAAUUGUGGCCUGGACUGGAGGUCUAUUAGGAGAUGAGGUGAUCGAAAAAUUAUUAUGUGAUUAA